This is a messenger RNA of Cebus imitator (Panamanian white-faced capuchin), 3903 nucleotides long. RefSeq names its product exportin 1 (gene XPO1). Gene Ontology annotation, molecular function: nuclear export signal receptor activity; small GTPase binding. Gene Ontology annotation, biological process: protein export from nucleus; ribosomal large subunit export from nucleus; ribosomal small subunit export from nucleus. The transcript has 21 exons. Bases 334 to 3012 code for a protein of 892 amino acids. The record is from RefSeq and is a predicted model, not a curated record. NCBI's taxonomy places the organism in Eukaryota, Metazoa, Chordata, Mammalia, Primates, Cebidae. Gene Ontology annotation, cellular component: nucleus; cytoplasm.
UCCCCCUGGGGCUGAAUCUUUAGGACUUGACCCCGUUCCCUCCCCCUUCCCUCACUCCUAGCUGGGCGGGAGCAUUUAUUCCCCAGAUUAAUUCCCCUUGUUUUUUGGGGGGGGGGCGGGUGGGUGUGUGUGUUGGGGGAAAGCGUCCCUGAAAUAGUAAAUAUUAUUGAGCUUUUCUUGCCCUUUUCCUCUUCGUUUUUAAAAUUUCCUUUUAUAAGGUGGGAAAACUGUGAAACCCACCUUGAUUCGUCCCCUCUUCCCCCUCCCCACCUUCCCUCGCCCUAAUCCCCCAACAAGGAAGGAAGGAGCAGUUGGUUAAAUCUCUGGUAAUCUAUGCCAGCAAUUAUGACAAUGUUAGCAGACCAUGCAGCUCGUCAGCUGCUCGAUUUCAGCCAAAAACUGGAUAUCAACUUAUUAGAUAAUGUGGUGAAUUGCUUAUACCAUGGAGAAGGAGCCCAGCAAAGAAUGGCUCAAGAAGUACUGACACAUUUAAAGGAGCAUCCUGAUGCUUGGACAAGAGUCGACACAAUUUUGGAAUUUUCUCAGAAUAUGAAUACGAAAUAUUAUGGACUACAAAUUUUGGAAAAUGUGAUAAAAACAAGGUGGAAGAUUCUCCCAAGGAACCAGUGUGAAGGAAUAAAAAAAUACGUUGUUGGCCUCAUUAUCAAGACAUCAUCUGACCCAACUUGUGUAGAGAAAGAAAAGGUGUAUAUCGGAAAAUUAAAUAUGAUCCUUGUUCAGAUACUGAAACAAGAAUGGCCGAAACAUUGGCCAACUUUUAUUAGUGAUAUCGUUGGAGCAAGUAGGACCAGCGAAAGUCUCUGUCAAAAUAAUAUGGUGAUUCUUAAACUCUUGAGCGAAGAAGUAUUUGAUUUUUCUAGUGGACAGAUAACCCAAGUCAAAUCUAAGCAUUUAAAAGACAGCAUGUGCAAUGAAUUCUCACAGAUAUUUCAACUGUGUCAGUUUGUAAUGGAAAAUUCUCAAAAUGCUCCACUUGUACAUGCAACCUUGGAAACGUUGCUUAGAUUCCUGAACUGGAUUCCACUGGGAUAUAUUUUUGAGACCAAAUUAAUCAGCACAUUAAUUUAUAAGUUCCUGAAUGUUCCAAUGUUUCGAAAUGUCUCUCUAAAGUGCCUCACUGAGAUUGCUGGUGUGAGUGUAAGCCAAUAUGAAGAACAAUUUGUAACGCUAUUUACUCUGACAAUGAUGCAACUAAAGCAGGUAAUGGCCCUUCAUUAUAUGUUGUUGGUAUCUGAAGUAGAAGAAACUGAAAUCUUUAAAAUUUGUCUUGAAUACUGGAAUCAUUUGGCUGCCGAACUCUAUAGAGAGAGUCCAUUCUCUACAUCUGCCUCUCCAUUGCUAUCUGGAAGUCAACAUUUUGAUGUUCCUCCCAGGAGACAGCUAUAUUUGCCCAUGUUAUUCAAGGUCCGUUUAUUAAUGGUUAGUCGAAUGGCUAAACCAGAGGAAGUAUUGGUUGUAGAGAAUGAUCAAGGAGAAGUUGUAAGAGAAUUCAUGAAGGAUACAGAUUCCAUAAAUUUGUAUAAGAAUAUGAGAGAAACAUUAGUUUAUCUUACUCAUCUAGAUUAUGUAGAUACAGAAAGAAUAAUGACAGAGAAGCUUCACAAUCAAGUGAAUGGUACGGAGUGGUCAUGGAAAAAUUUGAAUACAUUGUGUUGGGCAAUAGGCUCCAUUAGUGGAGCAAUGCAUGAAGAGGAUGAAAAACGAUUUCUUGUUACAGUUAUAAAGGAUCUAUUAGGAUUAUGUGAACAGAAAAGAGGCAAAGAUAAUAAAGCUAUUAUUGCAUCAAAUAUCAUGUACAUAGUAGGUCAAUAUCCACGAUUUUUGAGAGCUCACUGGAAAUUUUUGAAGACUGUAGUUAACAAGCUGUUUGAAUUCAUGCAUGAGACCCAUGAUGGAGUCCAGGACAUGGCUUGUGAUACUUUCAUUAAAAUAGCCCAAAAGUGCCGCAGGCAUUUUGUUCAGGUUCAGGUUGGGGAAGUGAUGCCAUUUAUUGAUGAGAUUUUGAACAACAUUAACACUAUUAUUUGUGAUCUUCAGCCUCAACAGGUUCAUACGUUUUAUGAAGCUGUGGGGUACAUGAUUGGUGCACAAACAGAUCAAACAGUACAAGAACACUUAAUAGAAAAAUACAUGCUACUCCCUAAUCAAGUCUGGGAUAGUAUAAUCCAGCAGGCAACCAAAUAUUUUGUAGGUGAAAUGGUUACAAAGCAACCAUUGAUUAGAAGUAUGCGAACAGUAAAAAGGGAAACUUUAAAGUUAAUAUCUGGUUGGGUGAGCCGAUCCAAUGAUCCACAGAUGGUAGCUGAAAAUUUUGUUCCCCCUCUGUUGGAUGCAGUUCUCAUUGAUUAUCAGAGAAACGUCCCAGCUGCUAGAGAACCAGAAGUGCUUAGUACUAUGGCCAUAAUUGUCAACAAGUUAGGGGGACAUAUAACAGCUGAAAUACCUCAAAUAUUUGAUGCUGUUUUUGAAUGCACAUUGAAUAUGAUAAAUAAGGACUUUGAAGAAUAUCCUGAACACAGAACAAACUUUUUCUUACUACUUCAGGCUGUCAAUUCUCAUUGUUUCCCAGCAUUCCUUGCUAUUCCACCUACACAGUUUAAACUUGUUUUGGAUUCCAUCAUUUGGGCCUUCAAACAUACGAUGAGGAAUGUCGCAGAUACAGGCUUACAGAUACUUUUUACACUCUUACAAAAUGUUGCACAAGAAGAAGCUGCAGCUCAGAGUUUUUAUCAAACGUAUUUUUGUGAUAUCCUUCAGCAUAUCUUUUCUGUUGUGACAGACACUUCACAUACUGCUGGUAAGAAUUUAAAACCAUUAAAAUGUUUCAACUGUCUGUUUUCACAGGAGUUUGCAGGUGAAGACACUUCUGAUUUGUUUUUGGAAGAAAGAGAAAUAGCCUUACGUCAGGCUGACGAAGAGAAACAUAAACGUCAAAUGUCUGUCCCUGGCAUCUUUAAUCCACAUGAGAUUCCAGAAGAGAUGUGUGAUUAAAAUCAAAAUUCAUGCUGUUUUUUUUUCUCUGCAACUCUUAUUGGCAGAGGAAAACAGCAUGUGGGUAUUUGUCGACCAAAAUGAUGCCAAUUUGUAAAUUAAAAUGUCACCUAGUGGCCCUUUUUCUUAUGUGUUUUUUGUAUAAGAACUUUUCUGUGAAAUAUCCUUCCAUUGUUUAAGCUUUUGUUUUGGUCGUCUUUAUUUAGUUUGCAUGAAGUUGAAAAUUAAGGCAUUUUUAAAAAUUUUACUUCAUGCCCAUUUUUGUGGCUGGGCUGGGGGGAGGAGGCAAAUUCGAUUUGAACAUAGACUUGUAAAUUCUAAUGCAAAAUUACACAUUUUUUCCUGUAAACAAUACCAAUUUUUAAUUAGGGAGCAUUUUCUUUCUAGCCUAUUUCAGUCUAGAAGAAAAGAUAAUGAGUAAAACAAAUUGCGUUGUUUAAAGGAUUAUAGUGCUGCAUUGUCUGAAGUUAGCAACUCUUGGACUGAAUCGUUUGUCUAGACUACAUGUAUUAAAAGUCUCUUUGGCAAGUUUGCAGCAAGAUCAUGUGCAUAUCAUCCCAUUGUAAAGCGACUUCAAAAAUAUGGGAACACAGUUAGUUAUUUUUACACAGUUCUUUUUGUUUUUGUGUGUGUGUGCUGUCGCUUGUCGACAACAGCUUUUUGUUUUCCUCAAUGAGGAGUGUUGCUCAUUUGUGAGCCUUCAUUAACUCGAAGUGAAAUGGUUAAAAAUAUUUAUCCUGUUAGAAUAGGCUGCAUCUUUUUAACAACUCAUUAAAAAACAAAACAAAACAACUGGCUUUUGAGAUGACUUAUACUAAUUUACAUUGUUUACCAAGCUGUAGUGCUUUAAGAACACUACUUAAAAAGCAAAAUAAACUUGGUUUACAUUUA